AUGGAGAAGGGUGAAGAACAGCUUAACCCACGGUUACCUAGAAAAAAAGAAGAGCUGAAGAACGUGGAGAAAAAUUCCACAGGUUUAGAACCCACGAAGCUGGUGGUUUCCACAAUUUCAGAACCCAUCACCACCAUGAACACCCAGUGUAAAGAUUGGUCAGACCCAAAAACCUUCCUUUCUCAUUCCGCUCCACACCUCAUACCUGUAACUGAAGGAGAGCUUAUGCACAAUUCGGCAUUAGAGAAAGCACCAGCCCAUAAGAGUUCAAGGCUUAUAAUUGAUGGUCGCCAACUCUUGAAGCAGUGA
Messenger RNA from Prunus armeniaca (apricot), 309 nucleotides. The record is from the annotation of a GenBank genome assembly. NCBI's taxonomy places the organism in Eukaryota, Viridiplantae, Streptophyta, Magnoliopsida, Rosales, Rosaceae.